GCGCCGAGUUUCCGUCAUUGCGAUAUUUCUGGAUUCUGGCACGGCAAUUUCCCAAUUUUCAGUUGUGUCCAAACCAUGAUCGCGCCAUGACCGAACGAUUGCGAGCGUCUUCCGUGGGCUACAAUAGCCCCAAGAUGGAGAGCGACCUCAGCCCACGCAAGACCAUGCUGGUCCUGGUCAUCGUCGUGGGCUGCUUUGCGGUCCUAUGGCCCAAAGUCUUCUAUCCCAUGCUGGUAGGCUCCGCCAACCAACACAUCAAGCCAAGUCCCAUCGACAAGGCCACAGGAUGCUGCGAUGUAAUAUCCGAAACUGACAUAAACACAAUUAAAAUCAUGUCGGAGUUAUGCUCAUCUAUAAUAAACUCGACAAACGGCAAAGAGAUCGUCCAGAAAUGCCGCCAAAAGGUCCUCGAGACCUGCGGAAUCGACAUUUCGAUCGUUUUGCAAGAACAAGUUAGAUUAGGACGAAAUCUUAAGCAAAUUCUAGAUCAGAUAAGGUCACUGAAUGGUUCGCUCUGCUUGAAAUACAACUACGGGGUUGAUCCAUGGCGACUCGGGGUGGCACACAGAGUGACCGUGAAAGUGGCUUCAGAUGCUCCCAAUAUAAGGCAAGAACGGCCGCACCAUUUGAGGUCGGAGUUGAUCCAUCCAGCUUUCAGGGAAAGAGGAAGGGCCAUUCCUCAGCCGCAGACGGCGCCACCGGCACGGCCACCGCCGAGGGUUGUAGAAGGAAGACCCGGUCCCAUCCCGGGGAUGCGGCCCACCAUCGGUGGAGCGGGCCACGUGGUGCCGCCUUCCAAGCAGGGUACAAGCAGCAUGAGCGUCAUCAUGCCCAUCUAUACCAUCGGAAUCGUGAUUUUCUUCACUUACACACUCAUGAAAAUAAUUUUCAAAAAACAACCGCAAGGUGUCGGGGGCACGCUCUACCCACCUGUUGACCCAGACCCGCACUUCCGAAAGGAAGUCUUUGAAUCGGAAUCGAGUCGUUUAGGGCCGCGUCUCACCCGAGAAAACAUUUCGAGCAAAUUGGGAUGGAUAGAACGUGAUGCAAGAGACGCAGAGCUGGACCAACUACGCCAACGUCUGCGUGAAACCGAAUUAGCCAUGGAACGCAUCGUUGAACAAAUGUCUAAAGUGCCUCUGAAAGCUCAGGAUUUGGUAAAUGGGAAUUUAUCAAACGGGGACGUUGUUAAACCCCACGACGAUGAACAACCCACAGUUAAAGUUUUGGGAAUGGAAAUGACGGCAAGUUGUGAAGGCGGGAAAAAAUGGUCAAGGCCUGGAUCACCAGUUCUCCCAACACCAUCACCGCUGCCGCCUCCAGAACCAGCUCCGCCACCACAGGAGAUUUAUUUGGAAGGCGCUCUUCCCGCUCAAUCCCAACUCUUGGUUGCUGAUUCCGCCAUCGAGCCGGAACCCAGUUCCGGGGAAAACCCGGCUGUGGUGCUUUCCGGAAAAAUGACUUUGUCUGUUAUAAGCCCCGAUUCGGAGAAUGGCGUUGAAGAAAUGGAAAAUGAUACAAGUCUACAAAAAAGUGAAGAAACACGAACUAAAGGAAAUAACGAAGUUGUGGAUCAGAUAAAACUUAGCCCCGAAAGGAAUGUUGAAGAAACAAAAAAUGUACAAGAAGUCGAAAAUUUUGCUGUUGAAGAAAUAAAAAAUGAUUCGAGUAUACAGAUAAGAGAAGAAAUCGGAGAAAAAACACCAGAGGAAGAACGGCCGAAACUCGAGCUUGAAAAAGAUGUUGAGGAUUUCUUGAAGAAAAUACAAGCACAAAACGAAAUUCAAACACCUUCUAUAACCUUUGCUAGCGACGAUUUAAACGAAAUGCUCGAAGUUGAAGAAUUAGAAAAAGAAGUUGAUGGUUUGAUCCAAGAGGCUAUCGAAAAUAUUCAACAAAGGGUUGAACCGAACGAAAUUAACGAAAAUUCGGAUCAAAAUAAUUUAGAUUUAAUUGACGAAAAAUCUAAUAAUAUUGAAAGUUUCAUCAAUCUUGAACAAAAUCAACAAAAUUUAGAGGAAACAAAACUGGUAAUUUCAAAACCUAUUCAUAAUGAUAUCAAUAUGGAAAUUGCUUCUGAGCAGUCAAAACCUGUUGAAGACCCAAUACAAAAGUGCCAAAUACAAAACAAACCAAAUGAAGAAAUAAUAAAACACAACGAAGAAACAGAGACGAAUGAAAGCAAGCUUGAUGAACCCCUCGCGAAUGAGGAACUCGGCAGUGAUGAAGAAGUCGAAGAAAUCGAAGAAAUAGUAUACGAGGAAGAAACUGAAGAUGAAGAAGAAGAAGAAAUUGAAAUAGAAGUAGAAGAAAGCGACGAAGAAAUUCCAAACGAUGUGAAUCUUAAUAGAACAGAAUCCAGUUUUGUUCAAAGAGUGAACGGAGAGAGGAGUGAAGAUUUUGUUGAUGAAUCGAAAUACACCUCCGUUAGUGGCGCUACAGCGGCAGAAAAUGAUAUUUCUGAUGAAGAACUGACAGAUGAAGAAGUUGAAGAAGAGGAAAUUAUUGAAGUUGAGGAAGAUGAAGAAAAUGACGUAAAUCACGUUUCUGAUGAUUCAGAACCAGAACUUUAAGAUGCUCAGAUUUAAAAAAUGACAGCUUUUAAGAAUAACUUUUCAUAAUCUGUUUUUGUGUGAGUAGAUUUUAUUGAAUUACCGAUUUUAUAACUUAUUUCUUAUUAAUAUAUUAUAUAAUCAUGGGUUAUAGUCUAUUCUUAUUAUAAUAGUCUGAUGAAAUAUUUAUAUAGUGAUGUUUCUGUUAUAACACAACGUGUUGGUAAUGUUUGUUAUUGUUGCCCAUAACAGUACAAAAAAAUAUUUCACUAAAUCAAUAAACUGAUUUAUUUAAAA
Messenger RNA from Tribolium madens (black flour beetle), 2849 nucleotides. RefSeq lists its product as uncharacterized. NCBI's taxonomy places the organism in Eukaryota, Metazoa, Arthropoda, Insecta, Coleoptera, Tenebrionidae. Gene Ontology annotation, cellular component: neuron projection; neuronal cell body; intracellular membrane-bounded organelle. The record is from RefSeq and is a predicted model, not a curated record. Gene Ontology annotation, biological process: synaptic transmission, cholinergic; protein localization to cell surface. The coding region runs from base 87 to 2573 and encodes 828 amino acids. The transcript is spliced from 11 exons.